This is a messenger RNA of Closterium sp. NIES-65, 2517 nucleotides long. The record is from the annotation of a GenBank genome assembly. NCBI's taxonomy places the organism in Eukaryota, Viridiplantae, Streptophyta, Zygnematophyceae, Desmidiales, Closteriaceae.
AUGGCUACCCCCAGUGUCCUUACAUUUGAUACUGAGGGUCGUGCUGUUGACUUUGAUGUCUGGGUCGAUGAUCUCCAGCUGUUCUUACAGUGCGAUAGGGCAGACGAACUCUCCCUGUUUGAUCUCACCUUUGGUGUCUCUCCUGACCCGCCUGCGACUGCUGACAGCACUGUUCGCUCACAGUGGGCCACGCGCGAUGAUGCGGCACGUCUUGCUGUUCGUCGCCACUUACCGACCACUGAGCGUGCGCACUUUAGCCAGUACAAGAGUGCUAAGACCUUGGACCACUUCCUCUCAGUUUGCCCCACCACACUCACCGUUGACCUCCUCGAGGAGCGCCUCCUAGCAGCAGAGAAGAGCAUAGUCGCUAUAGGAGCCUCUCGUGGUGACCCUCGCACCCCCGUCUUUGAGGGGUGUUCUCCCUCCCCCCUCUUGCCCUCUGUUGCUUCUGCUGCUGCGCCCGACCUCGUUGGCUUCGAGUCGGUCGGCGCUGCGUCUACCCCUAGCGGGAGACGCCGCACCGGCAAGGGCAAGGGGGGCAAGGGCGUUGGAGUGACUGGCGGGGGCGUUGGAGGUGGUGGUGGAGGCAGUGGAGGGGGUGGGGGUGGUGGUGGGAGUGGUGGCGGGGGUGGAGGUGUCGGUGGCAGCAGUGGAGGCGGAGGAGGCGGCGGUGGCGGCGAGGGAGCGGAGGCGGCAGAGGUGGCGGAGGCGGCGGAGGUGGUGGAGGCGGCGGAGGCAGCGGUGGAGCUGGUCGCGGCUCUGCGCAGAGGAGUGGCUCCGGUGCGGGGUGGGGGUACUGGUCCCUGCACCUACGUCCUCCGUACAGGCGACCGCGCUGGUGAGCAGUGCGGGGGCACGCACUCCACCCAGCACUGCUUCGGCCGCCUGACGGACGCUUGGCGUCAUCAGUUCCCUGACGCCACUGAGAUCCCUUGCUGGGGAGAGCUGUCUAGGGUGGGGGUUGCUAUCUUUGAUCUUGACUUUGAUGCUAUUCUUGCUGCCAUGUAUGCUGUGUCUACUAGUGAUGAGGAUGACUGUUACCUGUGCGUUCCGCCACACCCGGGCAUUGAGGCUGCUGCUCUAGGUGCUGGUGAGGCUGCUGCUCCAGGUGCUAGUGCGUCUGCUGCCCCAGGUGCUGGUGAGUCUGCUCUCUCAGGUACCACGUCGGCUCAGGCCUUUCACACCUUCACCCUUGACUCGGGUGCUUCCCGCUCCUUCUUUCAAGAUCGCACCACGCUUACGCCGCUUAGUCGGCCGGUUGCGGUCUCCCUGGCGGACCCCUCUGGGGGUCCUGUCCUUGCUAGCUUCCUCCACUGUCUUACCGUGUCCGGCAGCCCCCUCUGGCACCCUGCACGCCCUCCUUACCUCACAGCAGCAGUGGAGCCCGGCUGCUGCCUCUGUGUAUUGUUUGUGUGCUCACCCCUGCCAUGCUUCUCCCUCGCUUCCAUGCCCCCUCCUCACUCCCCACAGGCGAAUCUAGAGACCCUGCCACCAGGCACGCCCUCCUACCUCACAGCAGCAGUGGGCCCUCCAACAGCCGCCUCAGUGCGCCGCUUCUGCUCUGCGACGUCGGACGACCUCAGCGGCAGCGUGAAGAAAGCUGUCGGGCAGGCGGGGAGGAACGUGCGCAACUCGAUCGGCUCCAUGGUCGGAGUCCCGCCCAACAAGGGCACGAAGAAGCACCACCGCCGCGGCGGGAAGAAAACUGGGCGCCGCGGCGGGAAGAAAACUGGGCGCCGCGGCGGAAAGAAAACUGGGCUGGCGGGAGCUCGUAAGCGCAAAUCGGGCGCGGCAGCCCCCAAGACGUCCGCUGCGGGGGUUCCGAAGAAGCAGGGGGCGGGAGGUAAGCUCAACUCCGGCGCAACCCCCAAGAAGCCCGCUGCUGCCGCUGCUGGCGCGACGGGGGCUCCUAAGAAGCAGGAGGCGGGAGCUAAGGACACCUCGGGCGCAGCACCCGAGUCCCCCGCUGCUCCCGCUGCUGCAAACGAGCCGCGCGCGCUCCUCGAGGCGGCCGACAGUGAUGCCGUGAUUGACUCCGUUGACUCGGUUGACUUCGACUCCGUUGACUUGGAGGAUUCGCGGGUGCUUCUCUCGAUGGGGGAUGCAGCGGCGGACUUGAAGCAGACGUCGGACGACCUCAGCGGCAGCGUGAAGAAAGCUGUCGGGCAGGCGGGGAGGAACGUGCGCAACUCGAUCGGCUCCAUGGUCGGAGUCCCGCCCAAGAAGGGCAAGAAGAAGCACCACCGCCGCGGAGGGAAGAAAGCUGGGCGCCGCGGCGGGAAGAAAACUGGCCCCGCGGGAGCUCGUAAGCGCAACUCGGGCGUAGCAGCCCUGAAGACGGCCGCCGCUCCCGGCGCUGCUGGCGGGAAGGCGGUUUCGAAGAAUCAGGCGGGAGGUAAGCUCAACUCUGGCGCGCAUGCGCUGGGAGCAAAGGGCACCUCGGGCACAGCCCCCAAGCCCACCGCUGCCAGCAGUGCUGCGAGCAGUGCUGCCAGCAGUGCUGCACCCAGCAUUUGA